Messenger RNA from Protomyces lactucae-debilis, 889 nucleotides. RefSeq lists its product as uncharacterized. The record is from RefSeq and is a predicted model, not a curated record. Bases 127 to 585 code for a protein of 152 amino acids. The transcript has 2 exons. NCBI's taxonomy places the organism in Eukaryota, Fungi, Ascomycota, Taphrinomycetes, Taphrinales, Protomycetaceae.
UGGUGUACAUGCAGCAAGCAGGAAUCAGGAUCUCCUGCACCGAUUCACAGCUGCGUUUUACGCGAAGAACAUUGCAGACAACGAUAGCUGGAACAAUGACCGCUUAGGCUACUCCUCGUCACCAACAUGGCCAACACGCCCAAACGACAGCGGCCCAUGUCGCCCGUAAGGCCGGAGUACAUGGAAGACUCUGCAGACCGUGAUAUACUGCUCGAGCUGGCGCGCAAAGAACGGCGCGUCGCCGAACUCAAAGAGCAACUCGCGACGGCAGAGUCAGAGCUCAGCGUGCUGCAACAACAAGUUAUGCGCUCCUCUUCCAUCAAGGAAAUCAAUACAACGCAGCGUCUCUUUGAUGACAUGGCUGCGCCUCCACUCGAUACAUCCCUCGUCCUCAAUCGCUUGGCAGAAGGAUCAAAAUCUAUCUUCAGCGCUGUCUUCAAUGACCUCAAGGAACUAGGUGCAGCGACCAUAGCCGAUCAUUCGAGAAGUCAGGCCUAUCCAACUGAAUCAGAGGUCUUUGGGCUAUCCAUCAGGCCCUCGACUGCGGCCUCCGCCUCGAGCAGUUCACGCGAAAGAAGAAAAUAACACACGGAUGCACUGCCCUCAACGCAUUUAUACAAUCAUUUACAGCAUGCUAUUCCAGCACAACAGGUUCCUCUUCCACCGCUGUUGCUGGCGUCGCUUCAGCCUCAGCACCUUCCUCCUUGAUAACCUUGUCAAUAGCAACAUUGUAACUCAGGCAAUUAUCACACUUGUGGCCAAGGAAGUGAUAGGGAACAGUCGAUCGCGAUUGACAGUCAUUACACAGAAUCUUCGCCUUCCAUAGGCAGUACGGCGAAGGCAUUCUAUUGUCAGCACAGUGAAACAAAGCGCAUCAGCAUACCUCUGU